Mauremys mutica (yellowpond turtle) is the source of this 1030-nucleotide messenger RNA. RefSeq names its product C-type lectin domain family 2 member D-like. Bases 395 to 1030 code for a protein of 211 amino acids. The record is from RefSeq and is a predicted model, not a curated record. Lineage: Eukaryota; Metazoa; Chordata; Testudines; Geoemydidae. The transcript is spliced from 7 exons.
GGCUGCAGGAAAGCAAGUCGUCCCUUCAAACCGAGCCGGCCAGCGAGCUCCUGGAACCUUUCCUUCUGAACUGGGCUGCCAAUGGCAGGGAACUGCUGGCUGCAGACAAACACCCCAGUGCUGCGCCCGUCAGUAACGAAGGGAAAAGCUGCAGCAGCCAUGGGGGAGCAGGCGCUUUGCCCCUGCUUGCACAUCAGGGGGUGGCCCAGAGAUGCAGGCUCAGCUCAGAGACCGGCUCUGGUCCCAGCAGAAGAUAACCUAUCAGCCAAGAGCUGGAGAACGUCAGGAGCAGGAAUCUCUCCAGCCGACCGGGACUGACUCUCCCCGCCGGUUAUAGCAGGAAAGCGAGGAGCCCAACGCAUGCCCACGUGUCCUGCCGAGACUAGAGAAAAGAAUGGAUCCUGCUGGGAUGAAACUGUGGCUGGAGAUUUAUCCUGAUGUCCCUGGAAACCCCGAGAGCGGAGGGGAGCCAGAUAAUGGCCGUAGCUGCAAGCUCAGGAAACGUGCUGCAUGUACAGUCGCAGUCAUCAUUGUACUUGUCAUUCUGAUUGCUGCUGUUGUUGCUCUGACAGUGCUGGUACUUAAAGCGCAGCCCCAGUUCAUGGCCUGGUGCUCAGAUGGCUGGAUCGGAUACCAAGGGAAAUGCUACUAUUUCUCCGAGGCGGAAGAGAACUGGAACCGCAGCCAGAGACACUGCUCUGUGCUCGGUGCUUCCCUGGCUGUGAUUGACAGUGAGCAGGACCUGGCUUUCAUGAUGCGAUACAAAGGUGUCUCUGAGCACUGGAUUGGCCUCCUCAGAGAGCAGGAGGGGCAGCCCUGGAAAUGGGUGAAUGGGUCUGAAUUCAACAGCUCGUUUCCAAUAAGAGGAGGAGGGGACUGCGCGUACCUGAAUGACGGGAGCGUCAGUGCUUCAAGGUGCAUCACCGAGAGAAACUGGAUCUGCAGCAAACCUGACGCGUAUACGGACCAGAAAAGUGCAACACAGGGGAGUCAGAAGCUGAAAAGCCAAAGGCUCACCAGGGGCUACUAG